GGUAAUGUAUUUAUUAGCACGUCUUUCCGGGCGUGGCAUGCUCCUCUCUGCCGGAGGGGAGGAGGCAACAGCCGUAGUGUGCUCCGGGGCUGCUGGAUGCUCCAUGAUGGAUGAGGGAUGACAGAUCGGGGUUAGCCGCCAGGGGAGUCCAUUUUCCUGCAGCGCACGGUCCUAUACCAGGACAGAAAACGAAGGAAGGAAGAUAAGGAGAGCGCAUCAACCGCUCCCCCCUCUCUCUUUCCCUCUCCCUCCUCUCCAAGUGCAUCACAGUCUAGCGGGCUUUACACACCGACUGCACCGCAUUGACGCUGCUGCUGCCGACCCAACCCAGUGAACCAACACUCAGACAGAAGCACAACUGGAAAAUAAAUGUUGCAGAGCGUGGGCUUGGAAAUGCAUCAUUCUGCGUUAUUUGUUGACUCCCUUCCGGAUCCGACAAUAUCAACUCUUUGAAAGCUGACGGGGACACGGCGCUGUUGGGAUAUUUUUUGCAGCGGGGUUUGCAGAUGCAGCUCAUCAUGAGGAUGGACUAAAGCUGCGCUCGGUGAUAUAACUCCUGGAUCAUGCAGGUUCUGCAGCCUUGGACGUUAGUUAUAACACUCGCCCAUGCACAUGUGUUGUUAUCCCUGAAAAACAGUAAUGCAGAAGUUGGGAGCCAAGACGACAGUAACAGCGGCGGCUACUCUGGCAGGACUUUCCACGGUCCGCCCCGGGAGAGCCGCCAAAACAAAGCCCGAGACCGCGCGCUCUUCCCGGGAUACGCUACAGGUGCGACCCUUAACUCCACUCGACCGUGGAAGAGGGCGGCAGUGGGGGAAACGAGGCGAGCCGGACACGCUAAACGCGACUUCAAUAGGAGCGUGACACCCGUGGAGGAUCCUGGCGGGUUGUCCCACUGGGACGCGACGCGCCACCAUAAUAAGAGGAUAAAGUUGAAUGGUGCAGGGACGCCGGCAGGUGGACACUACAAUGCGGCUAAGCUUCCUUCAAUGGCUCGGGAAGACGGAGGAGGGGUGUCGGAGGAGGGGGACAAGCACCAGAGAGGCUCAAAGGCAGGAAAGAGGUGGAGAAACAAGCAGAACAGAAGCGCUGUAGUUAUGCCUCCGUGGGAACCCGUCCCCAAACCGGUGGCUCUCACCUCCACCGACCUCCCGUUUGACCUCUUCACCAGGAGGCCAGAGUUUUUCACCUUCAGGGAGGAGAACCCGUGGGAUGCCACUCCGAUCACCCCUCCUGGUUCGCCGGAUUUUGGAGACGAGAUCAAGAACCCGUUCUACCCAGUGACGACCGAAACUUUUGGCGCUUACGCGAUCACAUGUGUAUCCGGCGUAAUUUUCCUGGUGGGCAUAGCGGGCAACAUCGCCAUCCUGUGCAUCGUGUGCCAGAACUACUACAUGAAAAGCAUCUCCAACUCUCUGUUGGCCAACCUGGCCGUGUGGGAUUUUGUGCUCAUCUUCUUCUGCCUCCCCAUGGUGGUUUUCCAUGAGCUCACGAAGUCAUGGCUGUUGGGGGAGUUUACCUGCAGAGUGGUGCCAUACGUGGAGGUUGCCUCCUUGGGUGUGACUACCUUCACCCUUUGCGCACUCUGCAUUGACCGCUUCCGUGCAGCCACAAAUGUUCAGAUGUACUACGAGAUGAUUGAGAACUGCACAUCUACAACAGCCAAGCUGGCAGUCAUCUGGAUCGGUGCCCUCCUCUUGGCCCUCCCAGAGCUCCUCAUUCGACAGCUUGUAGCAGAGGAUACAGGGCUCCCGGACGAACCCCCAGUUGAACGCUGUAUUAUAAGGAUAUCCACAUCCCUUCCUGAUAUGCUCUAUGUGCUUGGCUUGACCUAUGAGGGUGCUCGGCUUUGGUGGUGCUUUGGCUGCUACUUCUGCCUCCCGACUCUCUUCACCAUUGGGUGCUCGCUGGUGACGGCACGUAAGAUUCGGCACGCCGAGCAGGCCAGCGUUCGCAGCAAUAAGAAGCAGAUCAGGCUGGAGAGCCAGAUGAACUGCACGGUCGUGGCUCUGGCAAUCGUGUAUGGUGCAUGCGUGGUGCCCGAAAACAUAUGCAACAUAGUAUCUGCGUACAUGGCGGCUGGUGUUCCAGAGCACACCAUGUCCGUCCUGCAUCUUCUCUCUCAGCUGUUGCUGUUCUGUCGGGCCGCCGUGACACCGGCGCUGCUGCUUCUGCUGUGUCGUCCGUUAGGGAGGGCAUUCCUGGACUGCUGCUGUUGUUGCUGCUGUAACCACGUACCCUCUUCAGCCACAGCCAGUGAUGAUAACGAGCACGAGUGCACUACUGAACUGGAGCUGUCGCCGUUCAGUACUAUCCGCAGGGAACUGAGUAACUACACACCUGCUGGCUCCAACUGCUGAGCUGACAGCCCCGUUCAGGGAGGGCAAUUUCACUGGCCUGUUCGUGGCUUGUGUUUCUUGUGCUUGGCUAGGAGAGAUUUUGCCUUAUCUAGUCUCCACGCAUUUUGUAAAUGAGCGCACAAAUGAGGUUGGACACCAAAAAUGGAAAUCACCUUUAGCCAACGGCCCACAAGUCUCAACAUUUUAAAACUCUAACCUUUAUUUUCCAAGAACGGCUAACAAAAACAAAAUAUUUUUCACACUCACAGCCUUGGGUGCUAUUCAAACAAGGACAACACAUAUUUUUAGCAAUCCUGCCUGAAACCUUUAAGACUCACAAACCUCCACUCUGUAGGGCACUUGUGCCCUAAUGAAAGGAGAAGUUGGCAUGGCCACCUUCCCCUUCUGGCCCAGUUUUUCUGAAAUUAUCCUAGAAGCAUAUUUCCAGCACCCACCAAAUUGAUUGAUACCCCUAGAAAAGAUGCAACAAUUCUCAAAACAACUCAACAGUUGAGUUCUGUAACGGAGACGUUGAGAUUUUUGUAACUUACUUUUCUUUAAUCACGUUUUCUUGAAUUUCCCAUCUUGAAAAGUGGCUGAGAGAAAUUAGCAUCUGUGCCAUUCACGCUUGAUCAAGCUCCUCAGACUGGAAAAUACCAAAAAAAAAAUGUUUAAAUCACAUUUAGUACCGGUUAAUCAUAACCAGGCUUUAGGUCGCACUUCAACAUCCAAACAGAUGAAUCAGGAGCAAGAAACUAAACAGAGUUGGUAAAUUGUUGAAAAUGCAUUAAACCGACAUCGACAUUAAAACCAAUAACUUUAAAAGGUCAAAUAUGUGCACAAAUCUCGCUUUCACAUCAAAACAUCAUAAGAAAGAGGAUCCCAGAUUUCGUAACCCAGAUGAUAGCAUUUACUGAUGCUGACUGCAACCCUUUAAUACAACAAGACGACAUCUGAAAAUAAAUCCUACUGGAGAUGUUUUCUGUAAAGACCAGUGGAAUCGGCCUGGGGAGUUUGUUUGUGCAGUGACGUCAAGCAUAUGUGGGGAUGUUGAAGCAGGCAUCCCUCUUGUCUAAGGGGCCUUGUCUGUGUGAUAAUGACUGGGUCUUUCAACUGGACAGUGCUGCAGUUGACAACACCCUUCUCACAAAAGACUUCUACCAGGAUAACAACAUUGCUCUUCUGGAGCAUCCUGCAUAUUGAACUAAUUUAAGUUCCUUUGAAAGCAUUUAGGGAAGGGAGCUAAUGCACAGCCUUUUGAGUUUCAAAACAAUUUUCAAUCAUAUGCCUUUUUUUAUUUUUUUCUCUUGCUCUUGUUUCUUGUUUUGCAUUUAAAGUUCAAUUUAUAGCCUGAUUGUGAUCAGGGAUAAUGAAAUGUGAAGAGCCAUAACUUUUUUCUCAGUCUUGAAAUUUUGAUCAGGAAUGUCUUUAAAGCAGCAGCAUGUAACUUUUAUAAAAUCUGUUCUUAGAAUAUUGUUAAAAAUGAAUUGCUAUGUUGUGAUAGUAUAAUGAGACUAAUAAUCUGGUGGAAAAAACCCUGUGGUCCUGCUGUUUUCUGAACAAACAUCACUCAUAUGCAUCAAAAUAAAUCAAACAACCAAUCAGAGCUAGGAGGAGGGUCUUAGCGCUGUUAAUUGCCCUUGUUAAUGCUGCUCACAACCUCCCCAUUUUCUCUCCUAAGAUGCAGCUGAUUCAAGACAACAGAGCCUGAAGCAUGCUUAGGAUACCUAGCAUGAUCACCGAUGUCGGUUGAUAAACAUUUUUUCUGAAAAGGAAAGUUGAUUCUCUACUAUUAGCACAUUAACGAGCGCAUACACAAGGAUGAUUGCUCUCCUCUUGGCUCUGGUUGAUUGUUCAUGACUAGGACGUGCAAUUCUUCAGACAGUAGUAGUAGUCCAGGCUGCAAUUCAAGGAGCACGAUCUUUUCACAGAUCAUCUCUCUCAGAUUAUACCAUCACAACAUGGUGACAGUUUUAACAGAAAUGUAAGCAACAUAUUUUUGUAAAUGUUAUAUACUUUAGCUUUAAAGGAAGUUGAGGAUUACCAUUUAAAAAUUCAGCGAUACUCUAACUACUCUGUCUAGAAAAGAGUUAAGUUGUUUUUCUGUUACAUUUACAGGAAUUGCUAGGGUGCUGUGGGUUUAACCUCCUGCUGUUAUCACAAGUCAUAAUUUAAGGUCAACAUUAAAUUCUGUGUGAAAUUAUGAUGCAGGGGUUUUUACUUUUUUUAUCAGUGGUGCCAAUAAAUGUAAAUAAUAAGGCAGUUUGUUAAAAGAAAAUGUAAACACAAAUGUCCUUUGCCUUUACGAAUAAUGUUUAUAUACAAAGAAUCCCUGUCACCAUCAACCUAGAAGAGAAUGAUUCCUAAUCACCUAAAAAUUGUGCCACUGUUUAUUAACAAGACAAAGAUUAAUUGUGUGUAUUUUGUACAAACUCUCAGAUACAUCGUCCUUCUAAAAGGCCUACACUGCCUACUCAAAUACGCAACUGUGUUUACAGACUGAAUCAGUACAAAUGUACAGUUCCUAUGAUACAGCAGUGCACAUAAGGGAGUGAGGCUUACAAUUAUUUUUAAAAAAUGGUUCUGGUGGUUUGCAGAAAAAAAAAACAGACUGGUGUCUGUCCUGGAGAAUUCGGAUGUACACAACGACUUUUAGGACUGUUUUACAAAAACGUCUGGUCGAUCCAGAAGAACUGGAGCUGGUCUCAGAGUACUGCAAAAAUGGACACAAGCGGAACUUAAAAGGGACUUAAAUGAUUUUAAACAGACAUUUAAUUUGACUUGAAUUAAGCCAAAUGGUAUGGGUCUAAAAUGCUUCAAACUGAAUUGAAUAAAGUGAACAUCAACAGAAUGGUUAGUUAUAGCAUAUAGCUGAAAGUGACCGACUUGGGAAUUUGCUGUAUACUCUUGUAUUGUGUCAUGCCUUACACUUUGGGGGUUGUAUAUAUACUGUACAAUUUCUUUGGUGCUCUUACGAUAAACGCCCUGUGAACAGCAGAUCAAUAUGUUUGACUUGGAACCUCAAGUAACCGAGCUGCGUGUGUCGUUUCGGAUCAAAAACACAGGUUAAUUAUUUGUCAUGAAUUCCCUUAAACCUUGAAAAAAAUAGUUUCCCCACAAUGUUCAAAAGAGCUGACCUUAAUUUGGAGUCACACUAUUCUACAGUACAGUUAGUAGCGUUUACUAGGUCUCUUUCUGAGACUGAGACAUUGCAUACUCAAGUAAUUUUUAUAACAAAAUAGAAAUUUAAGUGUUGGUUUUAGGAUUGUUAGGGCAGUAAAUAUAAUUUAUAAAACAGAUAAUCUAGGGUUUAUACAAUACAUUGUACAUAUGAGAAAAAUAGGAAAGGAUUGUAAAUAUACAAUAAAUAAUACCUGUAAUAUCAAUGUAAAUACAAAAUGUUUUUUCUACCAUAAUUCCAUUUUAUAUUUCUGUACUGUAAGCAUUGUGCUACGUACAUAGAAGUACGAUUAACAUUCUAGAAAUUGUUUGACUUUUUUUUUUUUUUUUUUUUAAGUAAUGAUUCAGGCACUUGUACUUUUUAUGCACCACUAACUCCAAAUAGCUUGAUUAGCCAUGUACAUGCAGAUUUCUGUUUUAGAUUGGUUGAUUAUUUCUUGCUUGUAACAAUACUUAAUGACAGAGGAAGGUUUGUUCAUUUCACUUUAAAUGGUGCCACAUUUAUAAGUAAAACAUUUAAACAUUUAUGAAAAACAGGCCAAAACAUUGCAUUCUGUUAUUUGUUAUUACUAGAAAUAACACAUAUAAAAGCGGUUUAAUAAUUUCUUCAUGUAACAAAUAGGGACCUCAGUAGUGAAUGGAGUAAAUCUACACAACCACAACAAUUUGACACAUCCUUGGUCAGACACUGGUGUGGGAUAACAUCCCAAUUUUCAGCCAGCAUUUGUCACAAAUCAGCCAGAUUGGUGGAUAUCGUUACUCUGGAACAAACAAAACACCCAGGCUGAUGUUCCAUGUGUGUUGGAGGUAGUCUGAUAAAUCCUGCUGGUUAAGGGCGACCACUGACACCUUGGAAGACAGAGUUCAAUCCUGAGUGGAGAUGAGGGAUUGUGACGGGUUGUUGGAUCUCAUCGCAUUGAGACAAGCACUGUUUUGGCAGACGGUGCCCACACGGCCUCCACCAACAACUAGAUGAUAAUGUGCACAGCUCACAAGUGUCACUACAUUUAAGGGGAAAUUAAUAAGAUAAGAUUUCUUGUCAAGAAGCAUUGCACCAAGCACAAAUAACCUUGUUUUUGUUGGAAGUACCUUUUCAAAAACACACAUUUUACAUAGCCAGAAAACUUGCUGACCUCAAAUACUCCUUGCAGUUUCAUUACUUGAGCUUUUAAGGUGAACUAAUGAAGCUUUUCACAGGGCAUUUACAUGUGUCUUGUACUGUAAGUCUUUUUCCUGAGUCGACGAAUCAUCCCUGGGUCAACAUAAGGGUAAAAUUACAAUGUUACUUAUUAGAACCCAAGCAGAUAUUUUAAAAGAACCGCUAUAUAAACAUUUGGCACAGGCAGCAUUUUAGAACAUGCUCUGUACGUGAACUUUGUGGUGACCCAGGUUUGAUGUUCAUCAGUAUACUGUAUAUUGCGGAGACCUUUUUGCAUACAAUUCUGCACUGCCAAACACCUUUUUUCUGUCUCUUGUGGUUGUAGUACUAUUUCUCUGGGAGUCUCUCUCAGAUCAGAAGCCACUUUACUUUUACCUCCAUCAUUAGAAGACAAUUAAUCGUCCUAGUAAAAAAAAUAUUAAGCCUACUGCUGUUCUUUGGCUCAGACAAACUUCACACAACCAGCUUGUAUCCUCUCUAGGUAGAUGUAGCCUCUGUUUGGUGCUGGCUGCACUACAUUAAGCAGCUCUGCAACACUAUGCCCUAUAAUCUGUGUGGCAACUAUCACAAUCACUAAACGUGCCACUACUGAGGAAUAGUAUAUAAAUUCAAAUAGUGGUGCAGUUUUCUCACUUAAUACAUUGGAGCUUUUAUGGAAACUCCAUACUGAAAGACUUUAGGCUGGGAUUCGAACCCAGGACCUUCUUGCUGCAAAGCAACAGUUCAAACAACUGCCCAACAGUGCAGCCCAUAGUGUUAGUUUUCUCACAUUAAUAGAUUUAAAACUCUUUUGUAAUUUAAUAAGUGUUUACUGAUGGGACUGACUUGUAAUCUGGCUUCUGAAAAUGAUUAUUAUUAUUUUGCAUAUUCCUGAAAGUAUAGCUCAUAAAUGGCUCAGUGUGUAGUAAUGUGGUUGAAAUUAUUGAUGAAGUGAAUCUUGUUAAUCAGUCAGUGAGAUGUUUCCUCUGAACUUUGUGAGUCCUUUCUCCACUCUGAGCUAAAUGUGUCUGUAUUUGAUACCUGAAAAUGUAAGCACACAACCACUGUAGUCCCCAAGUCUAGUCACUUGUUUCUAAAUAGCUUUUAUAUAGCCAAAAAAUCGUCCCUUUGUUUAUCAAAGAACUUUAUCUUGAAAACUGUAUAUUAAAAUCCUAAAUGUAC
Messenger RNA from Poecilia reticulata (guppy), 7839 nucleotides. It is a transcript of the gene gpr37b, whose product is annotated as G protein-coupled receptor 37b. NCBI's taxonomy places the organism in Eukaryota, Metazoa, Chordata, Actinopteri, Cyprinodontiformes, Poeciliidae. The record is from RefSeq and is a predicted model, not a curated record. Gene Ontology annotation, molecular function: G protein-coupled peptide receptor activity; prosaposin receptor activity. Gene Ontology annotation, cellular component: signaling receptor complex; plasma membrane. Gene Ontology annotation, biological process: adenylate cyclase-inhibiting G protein-coupled receptor signaling pathway; positive regulation of MAPK cascade.